Messenger RNA from Chelmon rostratus (copperband butterflyfish), 7564 nucleotides. It is a transcript of the gene evi5l, whose product is annotated as ecotropic viral integration site 5 like. The record is from RefSeq and is a predicted model, not a curated record. Lineage: Eukaryota; Metazoa; Chordata; Actinopteri; Chaetodontiformes; Chaetodontidae. The coding region runs from base 205 to 2733 and encodes 842 amino acids. The transcript is spliced from 19 exons.
GACGGACUGGUGUGGCAGCGACGAUAAACGCACCGCUCUGAGUAUGGAAAAGGAGUCCAGGUUUAAAGAUCUCUGAUCAUAUCGGGUCCAGGGCCAGCUGGAAGGCCGAUCAGGCGACAGCCAGGCUCACUUAGGAAGGCGACCAACAGUGAGACCGCAACCACACCCACGCUGCUUCACCCAUCCCACUCUGUCAUCACCGCCAUGUCUAUACCCAGCGGCAGCCCAGAGAGAGAGGGCUGUAGUGUUGCUCUCCCUCAGCUAGAGUGCCCUUCUUCCCCUCCCGGCAUGGAUCCAGACCCCCCGUCAACGGGCAGCCCAGUGCUCAGCCCAGACUCAUCUUCCCAUGAUGCAGUGCUGUCAGCACCGGCGGCCUCUCCGGCAGACUCGGAGAACCUGAGUCCUGAUGAACUGGAGCUGCUGGCCAAACUGGAGGAGCAGAACAGGUUGCUGGAGGCUGAUUCCAAGUCCAUGCGCUCAAUGAGCGGUUCGCGGCGCAACAGCGGCUCCUCCCUGGUGUCCAGCUCCUCGGCCUCCUCCAAUCUGUCUCACCUGGAGGAGGACACCUGGAUCCUUUGGGGCCGCAUCGUCAAUGAGUGGGAAGAGUGGAGACGCAAGAAGGACAAACUCCUGAAGGAGUUGAUCAGAAAGGGCAUCCCUCAUCAUUUCCGGGCCAUCGUCUGGCAGCUGUUGGGCAACGCCACGGACAUGCCGGUGAAGAACCAGUACUCUGAGCUGCUAAAGAUGUCGUCCCCCUGCGAGAAGCUCAUCCGCAGAGACAUCGCCCGCACCUACCCCGAGCACGAGUUCUUCAAAGGCCAGGACAGCCUGGGGCAGGAAGUCCUCUUCAACGUCAUGAAGGCAUAUUCUCUGGUGGAUCGAGAGGUCGGCUACUGCCAAGGCAGCGCAUUCAUCGUUGGGCUGCUGCUCAUGCAGAUGCCCGAGGAGGAGGCGUUUUGUGUGUUUGUGCGUCUGAUGCAGGAGUACCGUCUGAGGGAGCUGUUCAAACCCAGCAUGGCAGAGCUGGGCCUCUGCAUCUACCAGUUUGAGUAUCUGCUACAGGAGCAGCUUCCAGAGCUGAACGUCCAUUUUCGAUCCCAGAGUUUCCACACAUCCAUGUAUGCUUCAUCCUGGUUCCUCACCCUUUUCCUCACCUUCCUCCCUCUGCCUGUCGCCACACGUAUCUUUGAUAUUUUCAUGUAUGAGGGCCUAGAGAUUAUCUUUCGUGUGGGCCUGGCCAUCCUGCAGUACAACCAGACUGACCUCAUUCAGCUGGACAUGGAGGGCAUGUCACAGCAUUUCCAGAAGGUGAUCCCCCACCAGUUUGACAGCUGCCCAGACAAGCUGAUCCUCAGGGCCUACCAGGUUAAAUACAACCCCAAGAGGAUGAAGAAACUUGAGAAAGAAUAUACCACAAUCAAGAACAAAGAAAUGGAGGAACAAAUUGAGAUCAAGAGGUUACGCACAGAAAACAGGCUGCUGAAGCAGAGGAUCGAGACUCUGGAGAAGGGUCAGGUGACGAGGGCACAGGAGGCAGAGGAGAACUACGUGAUCAAGAGGGAGCUGGCGGUGGUGAGGCAGCAGUGCAACACAGCCAGCGAGAGCCUCGAGAAAGCACAGGACACCAUCAGAGAGCUGCAGCAACAGAAGUACACAGAGCCGUUUGUGAGCAAUCUGCAGACCCAGCUGGAGCAGUCCAGACUGCGCGAGGCCGAGCUGCUGGGAGCACUGAAGGAAAUGCAAGACAAGGUCCUGGACCUGGAGAAGAGGAGCAGUUGCCUGCCUGAUGAGAACAAUAUGGCGGCUCUGCAGGAGGAGGUGAAGCAGAUGAAGCUGAGGGAGCUGGAGACGCUGCACUCGUUCAGAGAGAUGCAGGACACCGUCACUGAGCUCAACCAGCGCUGGCAGCAUCAUAUGUCCCGUGGCAGCAGCACAGGCGGCGGGGGCGGCCACUGGAAGGAAUCGCCGAAGAAGAACGCCAUGAACGAGCUGCAGGACAAACUGAUGACGGUCAGACUGAGGGAGGCCCAGGCUCAGGCUGAGCUCCGAGAGGUUAAACUCAAAGCCCUGCAGCUGGAGAGCCAGAACCAGAUCCACAGCAAGCUGAUUGGUCGCAAUGAGCAGGAACGCUCCGCCCUGCAGGACCGGCUUCAGAUGCUGGCCAAUCAGAACAAAGCUCUCCAGGCCCAGCUCAACGAGAUGAAAAGGAAGCAGGCCGAGUCCGACUGCAAGAGUAAAGAGGAGGUGAUGGCAGUGCGACUGAGGGAGGCAGACAGUAUGGCUGCCAUGGCUGAACUCAGGCAGAAGAUUGCUGAACUGGAGAUACAGAAGGAGGAAGGGCUGAUCCAGGGCCAGCUGAACCACUCAGACUCCAGACAGUACAUCAACCAGCUCCGGGACCAGAUCGCUGAGCUCAAGAACGAGAUCAGGCAGCUGCGAGGACAGAAGGCAGCCCCCAGGGUCAGCGGCGGAGGAAGUACCAACUACCAGGAUCUCUGCCUGGCCAGCCCCACCUCUGCUGAGGGGGACUACCUGAGCUCAGACGAGGACCUCCUCCACAGCCCGCUGCCUGCCAACGCCCUUUACCCCACCCUGUCCGGCCCGUGUCACCCGUCUGCCCGCCUCGACAGCGAGGGCAGCACGGACAGCGAGGCAGAGGAGCGGGUGAGGACACAUCCGGAUCCGCAGCAGCUAUACGGCAGCAUGGUGUGUGCCGAGGCGCUGGACAACUGAGGGUUUCAUUGGAUUUCUUUGACCUAAAAAGACGCUGGAGCGCUGCAGGACAGGGCUGCUGCUGUAAAGUGGGACUGUAUUCUCCAAUCCGGUCCUUCUCCUCGGCUUUUCCGGUGUUUACCUUCAACUUGAUGCAGACAUAGUGGCAUUGAUUGGACCUCUUCUGAUCAUCACUACCCAUCGUCUCCGCUCCUGUUACCGCCUCCGCCACCUCGUUCCCCACACGACCCCGUGAUCCCUGACAAAGAGGUCGUGCAAAGCCUCUCUCCUUGUUCCCAUGUGUAACUGUGCCAGAAACUGCCCGAUAAGGUACAUAUCCAUCCAAACACAGACAUAUGACACGCAGACAAACAAAAUGAACCGAAACUGGACCAGCGAGGGUGUUGUUGCUGCUCGCUGCUCGAGAUCGACCGCUGGACCUGAAUCUGUGACUGUGACGAGGAGUGAAUCAUGAGUAGUCAGACAGAAAAUGACUCUUCCCUCUCCCUAUGAACUAAGUAACAGACACUUGACACUGUAAGCUCUGUCUACCCUUAUAUAACGCUCCCUCCUGAUUGAUUCAGAGCUAAAUACAUCUUUAUCCUCUCUUUUCCCUUUUUAUGCUUCUCAUUAGGAAGACACUCGAAACAGAACGUCUGUCAGUCAUCCACUUACCUCUCAGUAGACUAAGUGUUAAAAAGAAAACUUAAAAGGUGAUGAGUGUGAGAGGUGCAGUGUACACACCAAACUGUAGGGAUAUCACAAGAUGGCAUUCAUAACAUACUAAAUGUGUGUGUUUUCUGUGUCCGUGGCUUGCAGAUGACAAUAAGGCAAGCAAGUUAAUACAACAGCUCAUGUCAACACAUGUUCACCACAAUCCACAAAAAAGGAAGGAAGAAACUCAACGUUGCCAAAUCUUUUGGGUUUUUUUUAGAAAUUAUUUAUAUGUUGUAAUUUAUUUUGAUAUUUUUUUUAUUUUUUAUAUAUCUAUAUGAAACUAUAAGAGUGUAGAGAUACCGACAGAGGCCAAACUUUCUACACCGUCCUUUGUGCCAACUAGUCGUCUGUUACAGGGUUACUGUGACACUGAGUGUUUCAGAGACGGAAAAUGUGCUGCUAUGAUUUUGGAUUAACUUCUUGCAUUUGGUUCCUUUUGUUGUUUUUUUUGUUGUUUUUUUUAGCUUUGUGAGGUGAACAUGCGACCUCCUGUCAACUCUGCUAUACAUUAGGUUGACAACUACUGUGCAGACUGAUCGAAUCUGAAAACUGAGCGCUUUAACUUGAUUCCUCCCCUGGAGCCUCUCAGCAUUUAGCAGUCAUGGCAACAAUAAAACCAAGCGUUAUCACUGUGUAUGUGUGAGUUAAAGGAACCGUUUGCCAUUUUAGGAAGUACAUUUAUUCACUUUCUCGCUGAGAGUUUGAGGAGCCAGGAGACAGAUGAACCCCAGCUUGUUUUUGCACUUCAGUUUUCAGGACUAAGUAACUUUGAGCUGAACUUUGUCCACAAGUGGCUUAAAGGUAAAUGCUAAAACAUAAAGAAACAUUAGCACAUGUGGAAAUGAGUCAUAAAGUCAGUGAACUGACUCAGUAAUAUCAUUUGCAAAUACAAAACACUAUUUAGCUAAGGUUAGCUAACAUUAGCUAACAUAUUAAGCUACUGGUCAUACCGAACCAAGUGAGACUGAAGCAGCUAGUUAAGCCCCUGAAAGUGUUGAAUUAAGGAAAGAUCAAUUUUAUUGCUUAUUAUUUGAAUUUGUACUGUGCAAAAGAAAGAAUUUGUUAUUUCCUCUUUACAAAGGUUUUUAAGUUGCUUUAAUCAAACGAGAUAUAACAUUUGGCCACAGCUAGGCUAACCCUUUCCCUUUUUUCCAGUCUUUAUGCUAACAUAAGCUAACCAUCUCCUGGCUCUAGUAUUACAUUUAACAGGCCGACACGAGACUGUAUCAGUGUUCCUGUUUAAACUAAUAAGCAUAUUUCCCAUAAUGUCAAACUAUUCCCUUAAUUAUCAGUGUCCCAUGCAAGCAGAAACACAUCCAGGUAGCAGUGCUGAUCUGGAGUCAGCACUUCACCUGCUCAUAUCACUUCCUGACAGCUAAACCUGCAGCAUGUGGGCCAAUGACAGUGGGAGGAGUUCAUAUUGUAAGGAUGCCAGCGAAAAGGCUGUCAUCGUGACUGGAGAGUGUGCAGGUGGAAAGUAUUUUACAUAUCAAACGCUGAUAUAUCGUGUGUAAAAAAAGGUGUAAAAUGUACGGAGAAAUACGAACUUUACAGUGUGAGAGGAAGAAAGUUAUAUAGAUGAGGUUUAAAGCUGUAUCACUGUCAGUCAGGUCUCACUGAAGAUGGUGUAAGGUCAGAGUGUAUAGUUUAUCAAACAGGGUGGAGAGCAGCCAUCUGCUUUUUGUGCUACAAAGAAAGGAACUCUGCUGCUCUUAGCAUUGAGCAGUGAGAGAGGGUGUGGAUUAAUGGAUUCAUGGCGGGAUUAUUUCAUAUUAUAUUGAGCUCCUCAGAGGGAUGGACGUUAUCUGAGUACUUCUCCAAGAUUAUCCAUCCGGUCUUUGUGUUGUCCUUCACUAUUCUUCAGACUGGAAGAUUGGAAGAUUUUCUCUGAAUUCCUGAAAGGCCCACUUUAUGCUUCACAGUGAUAAGUAGUUUCUGUGCAAUACAAAUGAAGGAACGUUACAGGAGAUAAUGACUGCCAUCUUCUAAGAAAUAAGGAAAUUGGAUCUUCCAGUAAUGGCCAUCAAAGAGGUAAAGAGGAUGUUGGUUUGCCCACCACUCUGUUGCAAAUAACAGCUUUUUAGUGGUCAUUGGCGGGUGCAACAACUGAAAUCUCCACACGGAAAUCAGCGUUUGGAUAUCUUCAGACCAAAUCAGUGACCAAAUCUUUUCAGUUUGAGCUCCCUCUAGUUCUUUGUAUGGAAAGAAAGUGGACUGGUAUCGGCACUGUUGAGCAUGAGAUUUAGGCCCCUGGAUUCAUUUACUUUGGGUGAUAACUGGCUGGAUUUCUCACUUCACUCACAAGUUAUAAUCCUUAAGAUUUUCACCUAUCAGGCCUCCUUUUUGAUAACAUUUACGGCUGGAAAUAGCUAUUCAAGGCAUUUACAUUUUAUAAUUGCCUCUCCAUGUAGUACUUGUCAUUGUUACUGGUGGUGUCCGUCCUUUGUGGGAUUCAAAGGCUUUACAGGAAAAGAUGAUGUGGAAGACAUAAGUCAAUGAUUGCGUGCUUGUCAUGUGACGCACAAGGCAACACGACCCACUCUUAUCCUUCCUGAUGUCGGAUUAAAGGGCCGCUUGUGUCCAACAGUUUCUCUAAGGUUACGAAAGUGAGAAUCCGACACUCACAGCCACCUGGUCUCACAUAGCCAGUCAUAUUGACCUAUGGAGAAAGGUCUGGGUCCCCAUUAUCACUCCACAAUGCGGGAAAAAAACUUUAAACAAGUCAGAGUCAUUUCAGGCAGCGUAAAGCCCAGGAUGCAGCGAUGGUGCCCCUUCAAAAUACUGCUGUGGGGUGGCGUAACUUUGGUGGAAUAUUUGCACAUUGCUGGGCGAGCCCUGGCAUUAAAAUGGCUAGGCAGCUGCAGAAGACAGGGCAACAGCUGCAACCUUGCUCGUGGUCAUACUGUUAGUGACCAUUUUAGGAUUGGGAUAACUUUCCAUUUUCAGCAUGUAGGUUGCUAGCUCAGAGGUUGUGGCAGGCUUUUACCACCAGUCCGAUGAGACAGACUAACAGCGUCCUCACGAUGUGAUUGACCAGCUGUGCUGUGGUGAACAAAUGAGUUGGAAUUGAAAUUACCUCUUUAUGAUGGUGGCUUUUCACCCCACCUUGAAGUUUGGCCGUUCUGAACAGCUGUUAACACGUUUACCGUCACACGUGGUUCAACAACGCAUCGUAAGAACUUCUUUUUUUUUUUUAGCGUGGUCUGAUCCCUCUCUGCCUGUGAUUUGUUUGGCUGCACUGUAAACAACUGAUCUCUGGGAGCCGUAAAUCCACCACAACUGAAAUCUUAAGGAUUAUAACUCUAAUAUUUUAGUUUUCAGUCAAACAAAUUAAAAUGUAGAAACUAAUUAUAUGUUUUCAUUUAGGACUUCCCCAAAAUUAACCGUAGUCUAGACCCAGAUCAGUGCUCAGUGUCUUUCAACACAUUAUAGCACAUCUGUACACUGCUGUUCAGUGAUGGUGCUCUGUUCUCACCACUGUCUCAAUACAACUCUUCAUCAUCUACUGUGAUGAAACAUUUUGAUAUGUUUGUAAAUUAGUUUUGAAUAUGGUACGAGCUCUCAUUCUUAAUAUUAUUUUUAUAAUUACCGUCAGUACUUUGGUUUCUCCUGCUAACAGCAUCACAUGAGAUGACCAUAAUUAAACAUCAAAAUGUGCCAUACAAAUAGGUAGAUUUACACUCUAUGCUUAAUGACGUCAUGUAUGUUUAACGAAGGUCUCAUCCACACAUCAGCCACUACAGCCCUUCAUUAAACAGCUGUGUAAUGUAAAGUGAAAUUUGUGUGGACUGAAACUCGAUCACACUGUGUUGCUCCAGAUUUGUCAUCUUGAAAGUGGAACGUCCGCACAGGUUUUCUCCGGUUUAAAGCGGGAAAUAAGACCGCGCUGUGCAAACAGUGUUGCACAUGUGAGUUUUUCCUCACAGACAGUCAGGAAAAAAAAAAAAAACAGUGUCCAUCCUGGUUGGUCUGGUGUAGGAUCUCUCAGAUUUAUGUGCUGUAUGUGACGGCUGUUCAACAUCCACAGCAUCGUACCCAGGAACCCUGUCCACCCUCUCUCUUUCUGUCUUGCAAUUCAACUGAUGUUGUUAUCAAAUAUAUUAAAUGACAGUAAAGAUUAUAUAAAUUCAGUAUG